AUGAAAGAAGCAGUCCCUGCUUCUACGACCCCUGUCAAAGAUGGACAAAGUGACCAAUCGUCAGGGGAUAAAAAAGAAAAGGACUCAAAAUGGUCCGGAAGAAAUGCUUGGAAAUAUGGUUUACUUCUGCUUGGUGGCUGGGCAACUGUCACAACUGGCGUAUUAAUUAAUAUCUGGGGUGCACCGGCAAUUGAUCCAGAGGGCAACGAGAUCAAAGACGAAUUUUCCGAUAUGUCCUUUCUUCAGGCUUACCUCAAACGUGCUUUGAAAGAAUUCCAUCAAUACAAACAAAUGCUGAAGGAUCCAUCACGUGAUAAGCUGCUACCUGACCCUCUUCAAUACCCAUAUAUGCAACCUCCUUACACUUUGGUGAUGGAAAUGACAGGUGUUUUGGUUCACCCCGACUGGACAUAUGGUACUGGUUGGCGGUUCAAAAAACGUCCAGGACUCGAUUAUUUUCUGCAGCAAGUUGGACCACCCUUGUUUGAAAUUGUGAUUUAUACUUCAGAGCAAGGAUAUAACGCAGACCCAAUUCUGAAUAAUUUGGAUCCGAAUGGUUAUGUGAUGUAUCGACUGUACAGAGACGCAACACGCUAUGUGGAGGGACACCAUGUUAAAGACCUUUCCUGUUUGAAUCGAGAUUUGUCAAAAGUGAUCAUCAUCGAUUGGAACAAAGCAUCAACCAAAUUACAAGAAGAGAACAGAUUUUUGCUCAAACGUUGGACAGGAGCUGAUGAUGAUCGUACACUUAUAGAUUUGGCCAAUUUCCUUAGAACUUUAUCAAUGUCUGGAAUUGAAGAUGUUCGUACAGUUCUCCAAUAUUACAGUGAAUUUGAAGAUCCAAUAGGAGCCUUCCGUGAGAAUCAGAGACUCCUUCAGGAAGAACAAGAGAAGCAAGUCCGGCUCCUUGAAGAAAAAGAAAAGAAAAAGAAGUCUACUCCAUGGAUGCCGUCUCUGUUUAGCCGUCGGUGA
Molecule: messenger RNA, 972 nt
Organism: Acanthosepion pharaonis
Lineage: Eukaryota; Metazoa; Mollusca; Cephalopoda; Sepiida; Sepiidae
Source: the annotation of a GenBank genome assembly